This is a messenger RNA of Rubroshorea leprosula, 2466 nucleotides long. The record is from the annotation of a GenBank genome assembly. Lineage: Eukaryota; Viridiplantae; Streptophyta; Magnoliopsida; Malvales; Dipterocarpaceae.
AAUUCAAGAAAGCAAUAAACCUUUCUUCAGAUAUUUCUCCUUCUUUUCAGUUUCUAACAUGGUAUCAGAGCAAUAAACUCUUGGUUCUUUUCUCUUAUCAUCGCUAUUGGGUUUUUUGGAGUUGGAUCUUCAAUUCCAUUCCAUUCCAGAUCUGAAACUUUGUCAUUGGGAUCUCUUCUCAUACAUAUUUGAUUAUUUAUCCUCGAUUCUCAGAUCCUUUCUGAGGUAUUUUGUUGGUUUGUUAUUUUGAUCUUGACAUCUAUUUCUCCAUAUUUUUAGAGUUUUUCAAUAUUGUGGGUUUAUUGAUUCUAUGACGAGUUUUGAAAGGAUUGUAACUCAUCUUGCUACUGCUACGGUUGCCAAAGAAGUGAUAGAACAACCUAAUGUCAACCUUGAAUCCCUAAAACAGGUGAUAUUAAAUCUUUUUAAUGCUCAUACUGCCUUAUCUACUGCUCCGGGUACCAAACCUUGUCACAUUGGUAAUGUUUCUACAAAGUCAUUGACUUUACCAAAUGCCCUUUUAGUUCCAAAACUUAGUUAUAAUCUUCUAUCUGUUGGUCAAUUAUGCGAUCUUGGUCUUGAAGUAACAUUUUCUGCUCAUGGUUGUCGUGUGCAGGACCCACGGACAGGACAACUUCUUGGAACUGGUCGCAAGAGUCUUUGCAAAUUCCAUAUCAACAAAUCUUCCAAGUCUGUGCUGUUACUAACAUUUCUCCUCUCCAUUUGUGGCACUCACGACUCGGACAUACCUCUAUCGCUUACACCUAUGGAUGGCUCUCCACUUUCUGAUCCUACUCGCUAUCGGCAAUUGGUUGGUAGUCUAGUUUAUCUUACUACGACACACCCUGAUAUAGCAUAUGCAGUUCACAUUGUUAGUCAGUUUAUGGCUGCUCCUCGCUCCACCCAUUAUGCAGUAGUACUUCGCAUUAUUCGCUAUGUUAAGGGAACAUUAUUUCAUGGACUCCAUUUUUCUGCAAACUCCUCCCAUGUGCUUCGCGCUUACUUUGAUGCUGAUUGGGCCAGUGAUCCUUCUGAUCGUAGAUCUACCACCGGUUACUGUCUUUUCCUCGAAGCUGAGUAUAGAGCUCUCGAGGAUACCACCUCAGAACUUCUUUCAUUGCGGUGGCUUCUUAAAGAUAUGGGCAUUCCUCAACCUUCUUCUACUGAUUUAUAUUGUGAUAAUCAAAGUGAUAUGCAGAUUGCUCAUAAUGAUGUCUUUCAUGAAUGCACUAAACACAUUGAGGUUGAUUGUCACGUUAUUCGCCAUCAUGUUGCACAAGGAACUGUUCAUUUGGUUUUCAUUGGCUCCGCUGAUCAACCAGCAGAUCUCUUUACCAAGGCUCAUUUUCCUAGAUGCUUUUAUAUUUCUCCUUCUUUUCAGUUUCUAACACUGGUGUCGGCCACUGCAAGAUCCGUGAAGAGUCUUCUCCAUCUUCGAUCUGCUAAAGCAAGAAAAAUGUUUAAAAAGAAGCUACCUGAAGAUGUUGUCACUGACAUAUUAUCACAUCUUCCAGCAAACUCACUAGUGCGAUUCAAAAGUGUGCGUAAAUCGUGGAUAGAUAGAGAUGGUAUUAUGAUCAUGGCUAAUCCAGGAAUUGGGGAAUUUAGGUUUCUUCCUGUAUCAUGUUUUCCUCUCCCUAAUAGCGAUCGAUACGAUGAUUUUCCCUAUCCACGUACGACAUAUGUUGUGGGAUUGGGCUUUGAUUGCAGAACUAAUGAUUGCAAGGUUAUCAGGAUCUUGGAAAUUGUGAGUCCUUAUUAUUCUCCUGGUGAAGUACAGGCCGAGGUAUACAGCUCAAGCACCAAUAUUUGGAGAGAAAUUGAGUAUGCAGAUUAUUAUGGUAUUCCUGAAAAUAAUGGAAGUUUGUCAACUUAUUGGAAUGGAGCUUUUUAUUGGCCUGCACUGAGAUACCAAGAUGGUUCUCGUGGAAUUCUUUCUUUUAACUUUAGUGAUGAGGCCUUUGAAUUUACACCAUAUCCAGAACACUCAAUUUUGUUUUACAAUUUGAUUGAGUUUAAUGAGACACUUGCUUUCAUAUCAUAUCCUCACCGAGAGCAAGGGAUGGAGAUUCGCUUUGACAUAUGGGUGAUGGGUGAAUCUGGUGCCGUUGGGGUUUGGACAAAGCUAUUGUCUACUGAACCUCUCCUUGGAGUGGACAGGGUUUUGGGAUUUGGGAAGAGUAAUGAACUCUUUGUAUUGUUGUCAAGUGGGCUGAUUGCAUCUUACAAUAUUGUUACCAACCAAAUGAAGACUCUAUUGCCAAUUGACGGUGAAGAUUUUGUGAAUAAUCACUCUAUUGUGCUUUACAAGGGUAGUCUGGUAUCAAUCAAUAGAGAAAUUUUUUAUGGUAGUUAAACGAGUAUGUUUAUUUUCCUUUUGAAGAUUUUAUGAAUAAUCUCAUUUAUUCUGUUAAGCUUUAUGAACAAUUUGUUCAACAUUUAAGCUAAUAUAUGGAUUUUAUACAA